Molecule: messenger RNA, 4329 nt
Organism: Acanthopagrus latus (yellowfin seabream)
Lineage: Eukaryota; Metazoa; Chordata; Actinopteri; Spariformes; Sparidae
Gene: elapor1
Product: endosome-lysosome associated apoptosis and autophagy regulator 1
Exons: 22
Coding region: 314-3265 (983 amino acids)
Biological process (GO): autophagosome assembly; positive regulation of vacuole organization
Cellular component (GO): lysosome; extracellular exosome; late endosome
Source: RefSeq, a predicted model, not a curated record
UCUUGACAUUUUUUAAACUAUUUGUUGUUACGUCGUCCCACUAAUGUUUGGUUUACCUCAAGUCUUCUUAAACUGUUCUCUUUUAAAUAAAAGCGGGAAAAGAAGGGGAAAAGGACUUCUAUUGUAAAUGUCCAAAUACUGGCAUCAUAUUCCUUUAGCAGCAGCAGGCACAUCAGCCAAUCACCAUCCAGUGUUUGCUCACCGCUUGUUCGUUUGAAGCCACGCCCCCAGCCGCCAGUCUGGGCAGCACCUGAGGGUGCAGGUCAGCUCUGCUCCUCCGUCUCCAUCACUUCGACACUGACAGGAGGCGACGAUGCAGCGAGGCCCAGGUCACCUGAGCCACUUCUUACUGUGGUUGCUUAUAGCACAGACCUCUGCGGAUUUGCCCAUGUGCAAAGAGUCAGAUUAUCACUUUGAGUACACAGAGUGUGACGCACUCGGGUCACGAUGGAGAGUGGCGGUUCCCAACAAGGCCGACAUAUGCACAGGCCUCCCAGAUCCUGUCAAAGGCACUCAGUGCACCUUUUCCUGUAGUGAGGGGGAGUACCUCAACAUGCAGUCGCAGCAGUGCCAGAAGUGCGCUGCUGGCACCUACUCGCUGGGCACCGGCGUGGCCUUUGACGAGUGGGACAGCCUGCCAUCUGGUUUUGUCACCCAAGGGGUGAACACGAACGGCGAGGACGUCGUCACAGACUGCUCCAACUCCACCUGGACACCGAAGGGUGAUCACAUCGCCUCAAACACAGAUGAGUGCACGGCGACGCUGUCCUACGCUGUGAGCCUGAAGAAACCUGGAACUGUGUCCUUUGAAUACUUCUACCCCGACAACAGCAUCUACUUUGAGUUCUUUGUUCAGAAUGACCAGUGUCAGUCUACAGACUCUCAGAGCCGGUGGAUCAAGAUCUCUGAGAGCAGCUGGAGCAAACACAGGGUUGAGCUGAACAGCGGUAAUAAUGUGCUAUACUGGAGAGCCACAACGUAUACCCUCGUGGGCAGUGCUGUCAAACCUGUGAUGUUAAGAAACAUUGCCAUCUCAGGGGUGGCCUACACGUCAGAGUGUUUCCAUUGUAAACCCGGCACCCACAGUGCAAAACAGGGAUCUGCCCGCUGUACCCCCUGCCCUGCUGAUACCUUCUCCAACAAGGGUGCCACUGUUUGCCAUCAGUGUGAUCGAGAUAAAUAUGCAGAGGCUGGUUCAGCGAGCUGCAAACCGAGACCUGUGUGUACAAACAGUGACUACUUCUACACCCACACCCCAUGUGACUCUGAGGGAAAGACUCAGAUCAUGUACAAGUGGAUCGAGCCUAAGAUCUGCAGUGAGACUGUCAAAGGGGCUGUGAAGCUGCCGGCAUCAGGGGAUAAGCAAACCUGUCCUCCAUGUAACCCGGGCUUCUUUGUCACCAGCUCCUCCACCUGUGAACCCUGCGACAAAGGUUUCUACUCAAACGGAACAGCGUGUUCCGAGUGCCCUGUUGGCUCAGAGCCAGUGGUGGGUUUCGAGUACAAAUGGUGGAACACGAUGCCGAAGAACAUGAGGAGCGCCGUCUUCCACCGAGAGUUCAGCAACUCCCAACAGAUCACUGCAUGGGAGGUGGCUGGCGAGUAUGUCUACACGACCCCCGGGGAUCAGGACACAGACUACCUGAUGCUCACCCUCAGUGUUCCUGGAUACAGGCUGCCUCAGUCUAUGACCGCUGACAGCGAGAGGAGUGAACUGUCUCGCAUCACCUUCGUCUUUGAGACCGUCUGUUCAGCCGACUGCAAAUUUUUCUUCCUGGCGGGUUAUAAUCAGUGGAAUAAUGAUGUUGUGGAGCAGUGGAGAGGCACCAGCAGGAAACAGUCGUACUCCUACCUGGUCCAGAGUAACAGCACCACCAGCUUCACCUGGACAUUUCAACGAACAGAGGAUUUCAACAUGGAGAGGAGAUACAGUGCUGAUGUUGCAAAGAUCUACUCCAUCCACAUCACCAACGUGCUCGGAGGCGUGGCCUCACAGUGUCGCCGCUGCGCCCUGAGCUCCACCAAGGCUGGCUCCGCCUGUGUUCCCUGCCCAGCGGGACACUACAUGGUCAACAGGACAGGAGUGUGUAGGAGCUGCCCGCCAAACACCUUCGUCAGGGCCGAUCAGCCUGUGGGAAAGGUGGCUUGUGUUCAGUGCGGACCAAACACAGAGACAAACAAGGCCCACACAGCUUGCCUGAGUGACUGUGUGUUGGACGUGCAGACAGCAGGGGGAGCGCCGCUGCACUAUGACUUCUCUCCUCUGGCCAACGUCUCCGGCUUCCACAGCAGCCCCCGCUUCACCAGCAAAGGCCUGAGAUACUUCCACAGCUUUAAUCUGGGUCUGUGUGGGAAAGAGGGCAGAGUGCUGGCCACCUGUGUGGACAAUGUAACAGAGAGUGGGAGAGAGGUCAGAGGUUACAUCUGUCAGUCCACCGUGGUCCCCUCGGACAUCAGGAGCCAGAGCGUGGUGUCCUCCCAACCUUUCCUCAUUGGUGACUCACUCAUCGGUGUGACCACUGACACAACCCUGAAUGGCAUCUCCUCUCCAAACUGGCUGUUUCCAGCUGCGUCCGGUCUUCAGGAUGUCAUAUUCUAUUAUAAGUCAAGUGAGACGACUCAGGCUUGCAAACAGGGCAGGUCAGCCGCCAUCAGACUAAGAUGCAAUCCCACAGUGACCACUAAAGAUCUCAUCAUGCUGCCGAGUAACUGUUCAGAGGGGACGUGUGAUGGUUGUACUUUCCACUUCCUGUGGGAGAGCCAGCAUGCGUGCCCACUCUGCACCAAACACCACUACAGAGAGAUUGUCAGCGCUUGCAUCCAGGGAAUACAGAGGACCACUUACGUGUGGCAGCAGCCGUUGCAGUGUUACGGAGGAGAGUCAUUACCAGCACAAAAAGUCAGCGCUUGUGUGACUCUUGAUUUCUGGCUCAAGUUUGGUGUUUCCACGGGAACAGUCGCUGCUGUGCUGCUCAUCACUAUCAGCUGCUAUUUCUGGAAGAAGACGCGCAAGUUGCAGUAUAAGUACUCCAAGCUGAUGAUGAACUCGGGGGGUAAAGAGUGUGAGCUGCCCACUGCAGACAGCUGUGCAAUAAUGGAGGGAGAGGACGCAGAGGACGACAUCAUGUACCUCAGCAAGAGGUCCGUCUUCAGCAAAAUGAGGUCAUACUCAAGAGAGAGGUCAUCAGAUGGAUUUGAUUCAGUUCCACUUAAGUCUUCAUCUUCACGCCAGCACAGAGAGGAGGACGACUCUGACGAUGAUUAGAUGAGAGGAUGGUCAGAUAUCUUGCCCAAAUCACAGAGGACAUGUUGAAUUUUACAUGUUUGGUUUGACGUCAGUGCAGCUCCGACAGAGUCAAAGAAAACAGAGAUGGGCAGUUUUAUUUAUUACAAAAGAUUUCUUUGAGAUUUGUAAUAAUGUAAAGAGUGAUCAUUUCGUGACAUUUACUGUAUUUUUCAUGUUGGGUUGCCAAACCAAUGUUGCAGUACAAAGUCUCCAUAUUGGGGAAACUCUGUGUUUUUAAAACCUUAUGAUGAAUUUCAAAGUUAUAUGAGAGCCAAAGUGUGACUUAUGUUAAAAUUGUUGUAGAUGUGUGAGGAAGAGUACAUUUUACAUAACUGUGAGUGUAUAUUUCAUUUAAUUUUUUUCACAUAUUUUUUCUCUUCUCAUGUUUUAUUUUAUAUUAGGCUAUCCGUUUUCUUUAUUAUAUUUACUCCCCAGAUCAGGCUAAUAAUGUUAUUUGCAGUAAUGUAAUUUCUGUUUGCUAUAGCCUUUGGUAAUGUUUUCUGUUUAUGAGAUAAACUUGUUUUUUGUGAGGUAAAGACAUUUUCUACAAUUAAAAACAACAAAUGUGCAUUUGUAGUAAUUAAGAAUGACUUCCGUGCCUUCAGGUCCUUUUGGUGAGAUCAUAGUAGAACAUGAAAAUAAUUAUAUCACUUCAUAUAUUAUAUAAUAUUUUAAGACUUGUAUGAUACUACUUUAUAUGUUUCUGUGUGUUUUUUAAUGUGAUUUUGGUAAAAAAAAAAAAAAAUGGCUCAAAAGUAUUUUUGUGGUUGUUGAUUUAAUUAAAAGAACUACAGAGGGAAUUUUUACUUACUCAAAAAAAGAUUAUGCAAAUGUAAUCAAUGUUUUGGAUAUUACCAAAUAUUGGUAUAAUAACAAACACAUUCUGAAUAUACAUGUUUUAAUAUCUACAUGGUCAAACCAAAACACAUGAUAUCAGUACAUGAAAAUGUAUAUUUCUGCAUAUAAUGCACUUGAAGUACAUAUAUUAUCUGCUAUUUUAAACUUCUACUUCACUACUAUUUGGAAUAAAAUAUUGAAUUGAA